UGAGAGACGUCAUAAACAUGCGACUAAAUGUCCUAUGCACUUGUUUAGCCCAAAGCCAGUAGGACUGACUCACAUGGGUUAUGUAUAUAUUGAGGGCAAAAUAACAGCACGCUCAUUUUAUUUAGAUAAAUUAAUGAACUCUAUCUAUUAAACGUAAACGAUGCAUCGUGUUUUCUGCUCGCGGUGGGUUUUAUCCGGGCUGUCACUGACAGCUGGCAUAGGCAUCGGCGCCACCUUGACAGCAGCCAGGGACACGAGCCACAGGGGUGGACUGCUGGACCGCGUGCCGGUCAUCCCGAUACCGAGCGUCGACGCAGCGUCAGAGAUCAACACGUACCAACCGGGACAGGUCGCUGUAAGCAAAUCUACAGCUGUGAUGAAGUACGGCUUCCCUUCCCUGUCCAACAUCAAGAGCAGAGAGUCUUACGUAACCUCAUACGACCCCAGAAACAGGACUGCAGCGUGGGUUAUAGAGCAGCUCAACGUCGAGACGAUAACCGGGACAUCGGACAGAAAGUUCUGUGAUUUUAAAGAGGACGACUCGGUUCAUGUUUACCACAGAUCGAGCAAUGCUGAUUACAAGGGUAGUGGGUUUGACAGGGGUCAUCUGGCUGCAGCAGCCAAUCACAAGUGGAGCCAGAAAGCCAUGGAUGACACCUUCUACCUGAGCAAUGUGUCGCCACAGAAUCCCCAUUUAAACCAAAACGCAUGGAAUAACUUGGAGAAAUAUUGUCGCUCUCUCACCAAGCAUUACCAGAAUGUCUUUGUGUGCACUGGACCACUCUACUUGCCCCGACAGGAACCUGACGGGAAAAUGUAUGUGAAGUAUCAGGUUUUGGGAAAGAACCAUGUAGCUGUGCCGACUCACUUCUUUAAGAUUGUGAUUCUGGAAAAGCCAAGAGGAGACGUGGAGCUGCGCUCCUAUGUGAUGCCCAAUAUGCCAGUUGAUGAAAAGAUCCCACUGGAACGCUUCCUGGUCCCCAUUGAGAGCAUCGAGAGAGCGUCCGGACUGCUGUUCGUACCAAACAUCAUGAAGAGGACCAGUGGUCUGAAAGCCAUUACUGCAGGGCCAUGAUGAGUUUACAGUGAUUACUGAGGGGGAAUGGAAAAUAAAUACCUCAAAAUGCUCAUUAUGUCACUGUUAAACAUUCAUAAAGUUACUGGAGAUAUUAUUUAAUUUUCAAGAUAUGUGGAAAAACUACGGAGACAGAUCAUAUCAAUCACUGGCAGUAAUUAUCAUUGUCUAAUGUUGUAUUGUUAAUAGAGAUCUUGUACCUGUACUGUUUUUUUAGAUGUCAGCCAAAAACAGGGUUUUUAACAUGAAUUAAUUCUGAGCCAAAACUCAGUGUGAAAUUGGAUUUUAAUUUAAACUGUGAAAUUUAAUUUGUACUACUGGAAAUAAAAAAUGUGCAAUCCUU
Ctenopharyngodon idella (grass carp) is the source of this 1418-nucleotide messenger RNA. RefSeq names its product endonuclease G (gene endog). Gene Ontology annotation, molecular function: single-stranded DNA endonuclease activity; RNA endonuclease activity; nucleic acid binding. Gene Ontology annotation, cellular component: nucleus; mitochondrial inner membrane. The transcript is spliced from 3 exons. The record is from RefSeq and is a predicted model, not a curated record. Gene Ontology annotation, biological process: apoptotic DNA fragmentation. Bases 161 to 1075 code for a protein of 304 amino acids. Lineage: Eukaryota; Metazoa; Chordata; Actinopteri; Cypriniformes; Xenocyprididae.